AUGUCGUCCCCUGAAAUCAGCAGCGAGAAGCAGGCUUCACACGGCAUCGAGGUUGCCACCGAGCAGCCCGGUGUCGUAUCAACACACGGUACCGGCCUCGAUGAGUUGGCCAAGAUAAAGGGUGCCAAAGAGAAGAAGGUGCACAACGCCGAGCUGUACGCCGCCAUCAAAGAGUCCAACAUCAACCCCCGAAGCAAGGAGUCGUUCCACCUCUACUUCUCGAUCUUCGUUGCCUUCCUAUGCGCCUGUGCCAACGGGUACGAUGGAUCUCUCAUGACAUCGAUCAUUGCUAUGAAGCCCUUCCAGGUCAUGUUUAACACUACCGACACUGGACCGACUGCCGCUACAAUCUUCUCGUUGUACCCUGUCGGCGCCAUGGUUGGCGCUCCAUUUGCCGCUGUGCUCUCCGAUAACUACGGGCGCAGGAAGGCCAUGUUUAUCGGCGCUAUCGUAAUCAAUAUCGGUAUGGUCAUCGUGUCCACGGCGUCCGUCCUCGCUCAAUUCGUCGUCGGCCGUUUUGUUCUCGGCUUUGGUGUGGCCAUUUUGACCGUCGGCGCCCCUGCCUAUGCCAUCGAGAUCGCUCCGCCACACUGGCGAGGCCGUUGCACAGGCUUCUACAACUGCGGUUGGUUCGGUGGUGCCAUCCCUGCGGCCUUUGUCACAUUCGGCACAAACUACAUGGGCAAUGACUUCUCCUGGCGUAUCCCCCUGAUUCUCCAGUCCUUUGCCUGCGUCAUCGUCAUAGGCGCCGUCUUCUUCAUACCAGAGUCACCGCGUUUCCUCAUGGCCAACGGCCGUGAGGAAGAGGCCAUUGCUUUCCUCGUCAAAUACCAUGGAAAUGGCGACCCCAACUCCAAGCUCGUCAAGCUCGAGGUUGACGAGAUGCGGGAGGGCAUCAGACAAGAUGGAAUCGACAAGACCUGGUGGGACUACCGCCCAUUCCUUUUGUCGCACAGCUCUCGCUGGCGCUUCGCCCAGGUGAUUAUGAUCUCCGUCUUUGGCCAGUUCUCGGGCAACGGCUUGGGUUACUUCAAUACUGCCAUCUUCAAGGGCCUCGGUGUCACAAGCGUACCGCAGCAACUCGGAUACAACAUUCUCAACCAAGCUCUGUCCGCCAUCGGCGCCCUGACGGCCGUCUCCCUCACGGACCGAAUGCCUCGCCGCAAAGUUCUCGUGAUCGGAACAUUUGCCUGUGCCGUCGCGCUCGCCUUGAACUCGGGUCUCUCGGCUGCUCUCGACCAGCAGCAAAGAGAUGGCGGGGGUAUUAAUAUUUCUUAUGGUCAGGCCGCGCUGGCUUCCUAUUUCCUCUUCAACAUCAUCUUCUCUUUCACCUACACGCCGCUACAGGGUGUAAUUCCCACCGAAGCACUCGAGACGACCACUCGUGCCAAGGGUCUCGCCCUCUCUGGCUUCAUUGUUAACGCCCUGGGCUUCGUCAACCAAUUUGCUGGGCCCAUUGCCCUAGAGAACAUCCAAUACCGGUACAUCUUUGUGUUUGUCGGUUGGGAUUGCAUCGAGGCGCUGGCGUGGUACUUCUUUGGCGUCGAGUCGCAGGGCCGUACACUCGAGCAGCUCGAGUGGGUCUACAACCAGCCCAAUCCGGUCAAGGCGUCUCUGAAGGUCGACAAGGUCAUUAUAACCGACGAUGGAAAGGUCGCUGAGAAGAUUAUUGCGUAG
This is a messenger RNA of Canariomyces notabilis, 1677 nucleotides long. Its product is annotated as general substrate transporter. Gene Ontology annotation, molecular function: carbohydrate:proton symporter activity. The record is from RefSeq and is a predicted model, not a curated record. Gene Ontology annotation, cellular component: membrane. The transcript has 8 exons. Bases 1 to 1677 code for a protein of 558 amino acids. NCBI's taxonomy places the organism in Eukaryota, Fungi, Ascomycota, Sordariomycetes, Sordariales, Chaetomiaceae. Gene Ontology annotation, biological process: transmembrane transport; carbohydrate transport.